Molecule: messenger RNA, 2304 nt
Organism: Penicillium vulpinum
Lineage: Eukaryota; Fungi; Ascomycota; Eurotiomycetes; Eurotiales; Aspergillaceae
Exons: 3
Coding region: 1-2304 (767 amino acids)
Source: RefSeq, a predicted model, not a curated record
AUGGACCUGUACAACCCUGACAUGCGUGAGCACUGGGAAGCCAGCCUCAUGGGAUUGCAGUUCUGGGAAGAUGCGACGAGAUAUGCCGAGAGACUUGCUAGUGAGCAACAAACCCGAGUGAGUCCAACUGCUCAGUCGCCUUCAAGGAAUCCUGUUCAGACUGGAGUCACGAGCUCCCCCGAGAAGAGUCCAACCAAGAAGAGCCGCUUCCAACUCUCUCAGCUCGCUUCCUUCAAUAGUAUGCGCCUCCGAAAUAUCACUCAGCCCUCCCCUGUAGGGACUGAUGCCACCAACUCGCCAGGGAAGAGUCAGAGAAGUCCCAACAAGGGUAGCUUGCAUCUUCCAAAACUGCCUUCCUUCAAGACUCUAAGUCUCAAACGAGGACCCAUCCUUGCGUCAACUUCAGGCAUUGUUGAGGUUGAGAAAACUGUUCGUCCAUCAAUUCUGUCUCCUUCUACUUUCCUUCCUCCUGAACCUUCCACUCCUACUUUCUUUCCUCCCGAGUCUCCGAUUCCUCCCAUGCCCAAGACCCCUCGUCCUGCUUUUCGUUCUCUCUACAGAGGACCAUCUGCUCCCAACCUGGAUAUUGCACCACCUAACCCGGCUGAGAGCUCUGAUAAAUUUGCCACAAUGGCUCCUGGUUACAUUAGCAAUGCUAAUUUCCAAGAUUGGCUUGAGCGAAAAAGUGAUCAUCACCCUGAACCUGUGACCACUCCUCACCCGGCGCACAGUUCUCGGAUCAGUCUGAUGGCCCACCUCAAUGAUGGCGGCACCUGGGAUAACAUCCCCCGCACCAGAUCAGUCCUGGAACUUAACAUGUUUUUCGAUGCUCGCAAGGUCUCUGCUGAGAGCCUUGUUGAUCUCGAUGAUGACCAGGAUAUUGAUGAAGGUACCGUGACUGGCGAAGUCACUAUGAUCGGCAAAGCUACCAUGACCGACAAAGUUACCAUGACUGACAAAGUUACCAUGACCGACCUCGACCUCAAAUCUUCCAUCGUGAACACCACCAUGGUUGACAAGGCCACCAUGGCCGACCUUGACACCGACAACAUGAGUACUGACAAGAGCACUGCCGAGACUGAUGUUAGCAUGGAAUGUGCUGCCAAUGAGCCCACCACUAAUGACCACCUGGCCACUGAACAGGCUACAGCUGAGACAGACGAUAUUAAUAAGUCUGCUGCCACCGCGGAGACCAACGUUAACCUGGACUCUGGUGCUGCAAUUGAGGCCGAUCUUCCUAUCCUGAAGGAGUCUGUUACCGAACAAGCCAACACGGAGCACGCAGAUAUCAACACGAACUGUGCCACUGACAAUCGGACCACCUAUAACAACCUGCCGACUGAUGGAUCUACCAUGGCUGAUCUGGAAAUCGAGAGUUCUAGCACCGAAGAGCUGACCACCAACAGCAAGGACGCGAAAGGCAAGACCGCCGUGCACGAUUGGGAGCUUUUUAGUCCCAGUGCAAUCAGGAAGGAGGACCUUCUCAUCUUUGAUGCGCCUCGAUACCCAGACCAAGAGGUCAUAAUGGAAGUCAACGCUCCAAAGGCAGCUAAAGUGAUUGACAAUGCCUUCAAUAAGGCUGCCACUGAUGACCAGGGAAUCGACCAGUCCACCGAGAAGCCAGAUGAUGAGCUGAGAAUCACCAUUCUCUCACUGACGCAGAUGCGGCCUCUGUGUGAGUUCCGAAACCUCCGCGUGCUGAAGCUGACUGGCAUGAUGCACUCAUACCAGCCCAUCAUCUGGCAGACGGUCUGGAGAAACCCUCGCCUCGUCACGCUGGAGCUAGAGAUGGCAGCUAGCCUGGAGAUCAAGAAGCUGGCUGGUCCCAGUGGAUGGAAGCCCAUCAAGGAGGGAUGGGUAAUGAACGUCAAGUCGGGUGCCUCGCCCGUGUACUAUGGUCACCGUGGCGAUGGCGAGAUCUCGGAGGCCAUCGGGUACGGCGAGUACCUGGACAAGUUCUGCAUCGAGAAGGCAAAGGUGCUUGUCCUGAGUUCUGGUUUCCCUGCUCCCCCCUCCCUCCCGGUCAAGCGUCUGACCUUGACUGGUUUCGCUGUGGACGGAGACCCGUUCGGGAUGUGGUUCCGGAACCUCGAGGAGGUUCACUUCAAGAAGAACUGCAUCGACUGCGGUUUCUGGCUGUCUCGCGCCCAGCGAGACGUUCGAGUUCGUCACUCGGACGAGUACGUCGGAGUGGCCCGGGGUGGGGACGGGCCCUCCGUGGCUGGCUCCGUCGAGGAGCUCGGUGAGGAGGCACUUGCCGAGCUCACCGCUGCGGUGAGAGGCCUGGGGGCCUCAGGGAUGUGA